CACUGGCAGACGUGGUGACGUCAGCACAGGCGCACCGCGGGGCCCAAAGCGGCAGGGCCAGAGCAGAGGCGUCCGGGGCCAGCGCUGCGGUGGCGGCGGCGGAGUUGGACUGGGCCGCGGAGAGGUAAAGGUUAGGGAACUUUUUAAGAUCCUGUCUCCAGGCUGCUGUGUCUCUGCUUUCCCAGAGUGGAAGCUAGAAGGCAGACCAGCCAUGUCCACAUUCAGACAGGAAGACGUGGAGGACCACUAUGAGAUGGGAGAAGAACUGGGCAGCGGCCAGUUUGCAAUUGUGCGGAAAUGUCAACAGAAGGGCACGGGCAAGGAGUAUGCAGCCAAGUUCAUCAAGAAGCGCCGCCUAUCUUCCAGCCGGCGAGGGGUGAGCCGGGAGGAGAUUGAGAGGGAGGUAAACAUCCUGCGGGAGAUCCAGCAUCCCAAUAUCAUCACCCUGCAUGACAUCUUUGAGAAUAAGACUGAUGUGGUGCUCAUCCUGGAGCUGGUGUCAGGUGGGGAGCUCUUUGACUUCCUGGCAGAGAAGGAGUCACUGACGGAGGAUGAGGCCACCCAGUUCCUUAAGCAGAUCCUGGAUGGCGUCCACUACCUGCAUUCCAAGCGCAUUGCCCACUUUGACCUCAAGCCAGAAAACAUUAUGCUCCUGGAUAAGAAUGUGCCCAACCCUCGGAUCAAGCUCAUUGACUUUGGCAUUGCCCAUAAGAUUGAGGCAGGAAAUGAGUUCAAGAACAUCUUUGGCACCCCAGAGUUUGUGGCCCCUGAGAUUGUCAACUAUGAGCCACUGGGUCUAGAGGCAGACAUGUGGAGCAUUGGUGUCAUCACCUACAUUCUCCUGAGCGGCGCUUCCCCAUUCCUGGGUGAGACCAAGCAGGAGACGCUCACCAACAUCUCAGCUGUGAAUUAUGACUUUGAUGAGGAGUACUUUGGCAACACUAGUGAGCUGGCCAAGGACUUCAUCCGCCGACUGCUUGUCAAAGACCCCAAGAGGAGAAUGACCAUCGCCCAGAGCCUGGAGCACUCCUGGAUCAAGGCAAUCCGGAGGCGGAACGUGCGCAGCGAGGACACAGGCCAGAAGCCCGAGCGGCGGCGCCUGAAGACCACGCGUCUGAAGGAGUACACCAUCAAGUCACACUCGAGCAUGCCACCCAACAACUCCUAUGUCAACUUUGAGCGCUUCUCUAAGGUGCUGGAGGAGGUGGCAGCAGCUGAGGAGGGCCUACGUGAGCUAGAGCGUAGCCGGCGGCUGUGCCAUGAGGACAUGGAGGCACUGGCCGCCAUCUACGAAGAAAAGGAGGCUUGGUAUCGUGAGGAGAGUGACAGCCUGGGUCAAGACCUGCGGCGGCUGCGGCAGGAACUACACAAGACUGAGGCACUCAAGCGGCAGGCCCAGGAGGAGGCCCGGGGUGCCCUGCUGGGGACCAGUGGGCUCAAGCGCCGCUUUAGCCGCCUGGAGAACCGUUAUGAGGCAUUGGCCAAGCAGGUGGCAUCUGAGGUGCGGUUUGUGCAGGACCUGGUACGGGCCCUGGACCAGGAGAAGCUGCAGGCCAUGGAGUGUGGCCUCCGCUAGGUAUUUUGCAGCCCUCGUGCCAGCCAGUGCCCCGGCCUGAGUCGGGGAUGCCUCCCCAGGGGCCUUGGUUCUCCCAUCAUCCCUGUUUUAGCCCUUGCCAAUCCCAGCCUGGGGACUGAGGUGAGAAGAGCCCAGGUCUGGACCCAGGAGGGGCAGGGGCCUGGGCCAACCCCUCACUCCCAGCCCAUCCCCUCUGUCUUGCAGCAUCGCUGAUGGUAGGGUCUUCCAGGGAAGCAUGGCCCCAGGUGCUCUGCGAGGGGCUGGGACUAUCAGGACAGACAGGUCAUGGGAGCCACAGUGGCUGUCCAAGUGCUGCUCUGGCCCUGUGGGCUGCAGAGGGGAUCAGGGAAACAGCAUUGUUGGGCACUGUUAUGUGCUGCCCUUUGGUUUAGGAGGAGUCCUUGGGACAGGUGAAGUGGGAGCAAGGGGGACUGGGCAGGUGGGGAUAGCCCCCAGCAUGCUGGGGCUGCUGGCCAGAGGUCAGGCUGCCAGGAACCUGCAAUGUGAGGCAGGGGCUUGGGACCUGGUGUGUGGUUGGCAGAGGGGUCUUCAGCCUCUCCUGUACCCAGGCCCUCUGUGGUGAGGCCUGUACCCCACCCUGUGGUGGCAUAUGCUGCAUACCCCUCUUGAGCUCCAUUGUAUUGCCUGUGUACUCCUAUGCAAGAAUGCUCCUGUUGCAAGCCAAGAAAAAUAAAAUACUGACUUCUCUGACAUCUA
Molecule: messenger RNA, 2293 nt
Organism: Nycticebus coucang (slow loris)
Lineage: Eukaryota; Metazoa; Chordata; Mammalia; Primates; Lorisidae
Gene: DAPK3
Product: death associated protein kinase 3
Exons: 9
Coding region: 212-1576 (454 amino acids)
Biological process (GO): positive regulation of apoptotic process; intracellular signal transduction; protein phosphorylation
Cellular component (GO): nucleus; cytoplasm
Molecular function (GO): protein serine/threonine kinase activity; ATP binding
Source: RefSeq, a predicted model, not a curated record